AUGGACGGUACCACCCUGCCUACCAUCCCAAAGUUGCGUCUCUUCACUCCCCGGAGUGAGAUUGACGCAGACGCCAUUAUCAAAAACUGGCUCUCCAAGCUACAGAAAUGUUUUGAUGAGUCCGACUUUGACAAUCUGUCCGAGUUGUUCAUUGAGGACUGCUGGUGGAGAGACAUCCUCGGACUCUCAUGGGACCUUACCACAAAGCAUGGCCAAGAAAAGAUUGGCAACUACCUACGCACCUCAGAGAUUCGUCUAACAAAUCUGAAGCCAUGUACUGGUGGCUUAAAGCCAGCUCUGGUUGAAUGGGAUGACACGGCCUGGGUUCAAUCAGCCUUUACCUUUUCCAACAAGCACGGCCACGGGAAAGGUCUUGUUCGUCUAGCAAACGACGCCGAGAGCAACUGGAAGGUAUGGAUCGUGUUUACACAACUCGAAAGUCUAAAUCACCAGAAAGAACUCGAGGCACGUCGUCUUCAAAGUCGCGCGGCAGCCCUACGAAACCACGAGAUCAACGGAACAAGUAACGAUGCUCCUGUUCUCAUCGUCGGUGCAGGCCAAGCUGGUGUCUCUUUAGCAGCACGCCUCCAACAUAUGGGCAUCAAAACCCUGCUAAUAGAGAGACACGCCGCAGUUGGCGAUGGCUGGCGUUCUCGCUACGACUCCGUCACCCUCAAUACUCCAACAUUCACAGACCACUACCCCUUCCUCAAGUAUCCCGACAACUGGCCCGAAUGGCUCACCGGCACCCAAGCAGCCGACUUUCUAGAACAGUACUCGCAACUCAUGGGCCUAGAAAUCCUGUUCAACACGACCGUUGAAUCCAUUCAGCGCGUAGAGUCAGACUCAGAGUACACCAUCACCAUCAAAGGACCAAAUGAAGCGCAAACUCUCCAUUCGAAACACGUAGUACUCGCAACAGGAGUCUACAGCGACGAACCAUCAAUACCACACUUCCCCGGCCAAGAAACCUUCCAAGGAACAAUCUAUCACUCCAGCCAACGCAAAUCCGGCAAUCUCAUCCCCGACCUCUCUACAAAGAAGGUCGUCGUCAUAGGCUGCAGCACAAGCGGCCACGACGUCGCACAAGACUUCGUAAACUGCGGCGCAAAACAAGUCUCCAUGGUUCAGCGCCAUCCCAUAUUUGCCCUGUCCACCGAUUCCUGGAAGACCAUCCAACUUGGGCUCUGGAACAUGGAUGGCCUGACGACAGAAGAGGCUGAUCUGCUGGGUAAUUCGUUCCCUAUAGCCCUCGUGCGCACAAUGAGCAUCGGCUUGACGCGUGUGAUGGCCCAAGUCGACAAGGAGAUGCUGGAUGGCUUGCGAAGCGCAGGAAUGGCGCUUCGUACAGGAGAAGAUGGGUACGGACUGGCAGAUCACCAGCUCAUCAAGGGUGGUCACUACUACAUCGACCAAGGGGCAAGUCAGAUGAUUAUCGAUGGCCGUAUUAAGAUUCACUGCUGCGAAGGAGGCGUCCAGCAAUUUGGCGAGACGUCCAUCACACUGACUGAUGGAACUAACAUUGACGCAGAUGUCGUCGUCCUGGCUACGGGCUUCGAGAAGAACAUCAAGACUGUCCGCACGCUGAUGGGGAACAAAGUCGCAGAUUCGCUAGAGGGGUUCGGGGAUCUGGAUAGUGAACAGGAGAGAUCUGGCUGGUGGAGGCCGACUGGCGUCCCAGGCUUCUGGUACAUGACAGGGAGCUUCAUGUGGUGUCGGCAGUUUUCUCAGUCAUUGGCCUUGCAGAUUGCGGCGGAUAUCAAAGGAAAGCGAUCUUCCUGA
This is a messenger RNA of Pochonia chlamydosporia 170, 1782 nucleotides long. Its product is annotated as monooxygenase. Lineage: Eukaryota; Fungi; Ascomycota; Sordariomycetes; Hypocreales; Clavicipitaceae. Bases 1 to 1782 code for a protein of 593 amino acids. Gene Ontology annotation, molecular function: monooxygenase activity; flavin adenine dinucleotide binding. The record is from RefSeq and is a predicted model, not a curated record. The transcript is spliced from 2 exons.